Molecule: messenger RNA, 750 nt
Organism: Acanthosepion pharaonis
Lineage: Eukaryota; Metazoa; Mollusca; Cephalopoda; Sepiida; Sepiidae
Source: the annotation of a GenBank genome assembly
AUGUCUUUCUUUCUGUUUUUCUUUCUGUCUAUCUUUCUUUAUAAUUUACUUUCUUUCUUUCUUUCUUUCUUUCUUUCUUUCUUUCUUACAGUCUUUCUUUGCUUCUUUGUUUCUUUGUCUUUCGUUUACACAGUCUUUCUUUCUUUCUUUCUUUCUUUCGUUCAGACUGUCUUUCUUUCUGAUUUUCUUUCUUUUUCUUUUGUUCAGGCUGUCUUUCCUUCAAACUGCUUUUUUUCUUUCUUUCUUUUUUUUCCCUUUCUUUGUCUUUCGUUAAGACGGUCUUUCUUUCCUUCGCUUUCGUUCAGACUUUCCCACUUUCUUUCUUUCUUUCUUUCUUUCUUUCUUUCUUCCAGUCUUUCUUUGCUUCUUUGUCUUUCGUUUAGACAGUCUUUCUUUCUUUCGUUCAGACUGUCUUUCUUUCUUUCUUUCUUUGCUUUCUUUUUCUUUCUUCGUUUUUUUCUUUCUUCCUUCCUUCCUUUCUUUCUGGUUAUCUUUCUUUAUCUUUCGUUAAGACGUUCUUUCUUUCCUUCUCUUUUGUUCAAACUCUCUCACUUUCUUUCUUUCUUUCUUUCUUUCUUUCUUUCUUUCCUUCUUUUUUUCUUCCUUCCUUCCUUCCUUUCUUUCUUUCUUUCUUUCUUUCUUGCUUGCUUUCUUUCUUCUUUCCUUUCUUUCUUCCUUUCUAUCUGCCUCUCUUUAUUCAGCAUCCUCCACUAUUUUCAAUUACCUUUUUCUUUAUUUUCCACAUCAUAA